GAAGGGAAAUCUACAUAUAAUGGCUCUGAUAAAUCUUCGAUAAUCUCAUCAACUUGCUCUUUCAGUCGAUCAGCUGGGGUGAUCAACAACCUCAUGUGACGUAGAAGCGGGUAAGACCUUUUAAGUACCGCAAACCUUUGCGUAAAAACUCGUGGAGGACCCCUCGCGACUAGAAGUACCCAUACGUGACUAUAAUAAAAAAUACAAUGUCAAGUUUAUCUGUACUUCUCGUAGCGCUUCACUGUGCCGUAUACAUUUAUUCCAAAAUCAGUGGCGUGGAUUCAAGACCGCCAGACUAUCAACCGACCGGGCCGUUUAUCGACGACGCGACAGAAGCGGCAAGAGCUGUGACAGAAUACAAAGAAAAUCUACAAAGACAGGUCGUGCCCAUUUUGAAAAGAAAGUUCAACCGUCUUCCAGGCGUAUGCAGACGACUCAAAAGGAGGAGGAUAACAAUUCUGUCAGACUGAUGCACAUGCUGAAUGAGGAGAUGGGCUGCAAGGCAGAGAGGCUGAGGAUCGGAGAGAAGGGCAUAUGAACAGCCUCUACAACUAACCUCACUAAAAUAAAACAAACUUGCCUGAACUAUUCG
This is a messenger RNA of Labeo rohita (rohu), 592 nucleotides long. RefSeq lists its product as uncharacterized. The transcript has 3 exons. Lineage: Eukaryota; Metazoa; Chordata; Actinopteri; Cypriniformes; Cyprinidae. The coding region runs from base 207 to 470 and encodes 87 amino acids. The record is from RefSeq and is a predicted model, not a curated record.